This is a messenger RNA of Seriola dumerili (greater amberjack), 1723 nucleotides long. It is a transcript of the gene cyb561d2, whose product is annotated as cytochrome b561 domain-containing protein 2. Gene Ontology annotation, molecular function: transmembrane monodehydroascorbate reductase activity. The record is from RefSeq and is a predicted model, not a curated record. Bases 272 to 946 code for a protein of 224 amino acids. The transcript is spliced from 3 exons. Gene Ontology annotation, cellular component: endoplasmic reticulum. NCBI's taxonomy places the organism in Eukaryota, Metazoa, Chordata, Actinopteri, Carangiformes, Carangidae.
GCGCCACAUAACGUAGAGCAUGCCGGCCUGAUAACUUGGGAACAGAUUCAUUCCUGAUUCGUGAAGAUACAGUUAUGUGACAACUCCUUGAACAGCUCAGUCUUCUGUCUUUAAAUGAAGCAAGGCCCCGGCAGGAGGAGGUCAGACUUUUCAUCCACCAUCAGUUCCGCUUCGGUUCAGCUCAAACUGCGAGUUCGCUUCAGGAAACAGCCCAGGGCUUGUGUCGGCUGUUGGUGAGCCGCAAAGGUCCACGUAACAAGUUUACCUAAACAUGGUUCAUCACAACACGUCUGAAUCUGAGCCUCGGAUCUACGGUUUUACCAGAACAGCUUCCGCAGUGCUGACCCACUUAAUCUGCAUUGUCUUCAGUGUAUUCAUUGCACUUCUGUCUCGGCCCGGUACAAGUUUGUUUUCCUGGCAUCCUUUCUUCAUGACACUGGCUUUCUCCUUUUUCAUGACCGAGGCCAUACUACUCUUCUCCCCCCAUGGCUCCCCCAUCAAAAGGUUUCCACACAAGACCAAAGGUCGUGUUCACUGGAUUCUGCAGUGUCUCUGUCUUUCCUGUGCAGUCCUGGGUCUGGCAGCCAUCGCUUACAACAAACACCUGAAUGGUAAACCCCACUUCACCUCAUGGCAUGGUCUGCUUGGCCUACUCACAGUGUGUGUGGUUGGGUUGCAGUCCUUGGCAGCCGUGCCUCUCAUUUACCAUUCUCUGGCCAAAGGCUGGUCGCUCGCCAAACUCAAACGCUACCACGCAGCGUCUGGACUCGUCACCUACCUGCUCGGCAGUAUCAGCCUGCUGCUCGGCCUCUGCUCUGCCUGGUUCACCGCUUCUGUCAGAGAACACACCUGGUACCUGUCAGCACUCUGCCCUGCUCUCAGUGCCCUCAUCAUCAUGAACCAAGUCACCAGUGCUUACAUGGCUAAGAAACGGUUGCAGUCUUGACAGAGGACACAGUAUGGACACUUAAACUAAACUGUCACUGACUACUUGUGCAAGAAAUUUCAUUUUUUCGGUCACGUGCAAUCACUUUGAUUUACAUAAAAGUAAAAAAGGAUGCCUCAUGCCAACAGUUUGUCCAAGAGGCACCAGCACCAAAUGUGGAUAAUGAAAUCCCUUUCCUUGAUUGCUGUUUUUUUUAUUUUCUUUUUUACAUAAUAUACACAGGACUCUGAUGUUUUUAGCCAUGGUAACUUUAGUCUAAGACCAAAUACCUGCAGAAGUAUUGACCAUCACAUCAGCCUCAGCUCCACUGCUAAUUAGCAAAUGUUACCAUGCUAACAAGCUAAACUAAAAUUUUGAACAUGGAAAACAUAUUACCUACUAAAAAUCAGCAUGUUGGCAUUUAGCAAAGCAUCGCUGUGUGUGCAGCCUUGGAGAGCUGCUGGCAUGGCUGUAGAUUCUAAAAUGUGACUGAUUUUAGGCAAAAAAAUUAUUCAGUUAAUUAAAAAAUAUAUAUGGAUAUAUAGAAAUUUACAGCAAAUAUGAACAAAAAUAGAUAGUAAAACUGACCUAGAGUUUUUCACGUGUAGUCCCAAAUCCACUAUUGGAUUUUCAAAUUCAUGACCUCUAUAUCUCUAAAAUCUUGCCUACAGCCCUGAAUAUACUGUUUGUUGAAGUUGUUGAAUUUUUGUACCUCAGGUUGCUUAUUAUCAUGCCUGUGAUUACUGAUUUAGCCACAUGAAUGAGAUGAUAAUGUCAUAGUAAAGGUUAUGUCCUAAA